UUCACAGUGUAUACUUGUGGGGCGUUGAUUUCGGGCCAUAAUGAAAAGGUACCUGGUGGCCCUUGACGUCGGCACGACCACCGUGCGAUGCCACGUCCUCGACGAGAGUGGCACCAAUGUGGCCACCAGCUUCGAAAAGGUGGAAUUAUUGUACCCGAAGCCCGGCUACGUGGAAAUCGAUCCCGACUGGCUAUGGGGCGCUGUCGUUCGCGUCAUGCGGAGGUGCAUCCAAGAUAGCGGCGUGGACGCGGCGAAAAUCGAGACCCUCGGGAUAUCCACGCAGCGCGGGAGCAUCAUCACUUGGGACCCGGAGAGCGGCAAACACUUCCACAAUUUCAUCACUUGGAAGGACCUGCGCGCCGAUUCCUUGGUUAAGGAAUGGGACGCGUCUCUGGCGAUGCGCGGCCUACGCUUGGGCUCGCGCCUCCUGUACAUGACGUUGCGCAACAAGAGGUUCCAAGCCGGCAGCGUGCACCGGCUCAUGAACACUCAGAUGACUUUACGCUUGCUGUGGGCGCUCCAAAAUGUCGACGGCCUCAGAGACGCAGCGACGAGCGGAAAGGCAGUCUUUGGCGGAGUCGACUGUUGGCUCCUCUACAAAUUCACCGGCGCCCACGUGUCGGACGUGUCCAGCGCGUCGGCCUCGGGCCUCUUCGACCCCUUCACGAUGGAGUGGGCCGGCUGGGCGCAAAAGCUCUUCGGCCUCCCGGCGACCAUGUUCCCGCGGGUCGUCGACACGGCCGGUGACUUUGGCCGGCUGCCCGGCUCGCUCUUCGGCGCCGACAUACCGAUCUCGUGCUCCAUGGCCGACCAGGCGGCCUCGCUCUUCGGCUCCGGCUGCUUCCAGUCCACCGAACUCAAACUGACCAUGGGCACCGGCAGCUUCAUCAACGUCAACACCGGCCUCGAACCCUGCGUCUCGGUCGCCGGUCUUUAUCCUCUGGUGGGGUGGCGAUUCGGGUCCGAACUGACGUACGUCGUGGAGGGCGCGUCCAACGACACCGGCAGCAUCAUCGAGUGGGCCAGGGCUAUGGAGUUCGUACAAAACCCGGUAGACACCAACACGCUAGCAACUUCCGUUAACGACUCCGACGGAGUCUACUUCGUGCCUUCGUUUAGCGGCUUGCAGGCACCCAUCAACAACCCGAACGCAGCCUCGGGCUUCAUCGGCGUAAAACCGACCACUAGAAAGGCCCACCUUGUGAGGGCUAUGCUCGAGAGCUUGGUCUUCAGGGUGAUUCUACUGUACGAGUGCAUUAUCCGGGAGACAAAGUUCUCUUACCACUCGAUUAAGGUCGACGGGGGAGUGUCGCGGAACGACUUUGCCAUGCAACUGCUGGCUGAUCUCACGGGCCUGGAAGUUGAGCGCAGCACAAGCAGCGAGAUGUCGAUCCUAGGCGUGGCGUUUCUCGCAGGACUUCAUCAAGGAAUCUGGAGGAACAAGCAGGAUAUCUUGAAGCUUCGAAAGGUGGAAAGGGUAUUCACUCCGAGCAAGAAGAGGCGAGGCGACUACGAAAAAGUUAUCAAGGAGUGGAAAAGGGCUGUGGAAAAGUUCAAGGACUGGUACUGACGGUACGCUUCCGGUGCGAACAUUGCCAAUGAUGCAACGGUCCAAAGAUGGAGUUACGCCAAGAUCGUGGCAGCUUUGUUGAUUUUGUUUUUGAUGUAUAGUGCAAUACGAGCUAAACCGAAAGCGAAUACUCCGCUGAGGUAGUUUAGUGGGGAAGAGGGGAAAUACUCAUCAAGUUUUUUAUAUUUUCGUAUAGCA
This is a messenger RNA of Copidosoma floridanum, 1768 nucleotides long. RefSeq names its product glycerol kinase 5. NCBI's taxonomy places the organism in Eukaryota, Metazoa, Arthropoda, Insecta, Hymenoptera, Encyrtidae. Gene Ontology annotation, molecular function: phosphotransferase activity, alcohol group as acceptor; kinase activity. Gene Ontology annotation, cellular component: mitochondrion. Gene Ontology annotation, biological process: glycerol-3-phosphate biosynthetic process; phosphorylation; glycerol metabolic process. The record is from RefSeq and is a predicted model, not a curated record.